GCCCGCUCCCAGCUGCUGCCGCCGCCGCCGCUUCCUCCCGCCGAGCUGACCGAGAGAACCGGGUAGCAGCCGCCUGCCCGCCAGCCAGCCCGCGUGCCGGGGCUGCGGUGGGCCAGGAUGUCGGGCUUCCUAGAGGAGCUGCUGGGAGAGAAGCUAGUGACGGGCAGCGGCGAAGAAGUGGACGUGCACUCGCUGGGCGCCCGCGGCAUCUCGCUGCUCGGGCUCUACUUCGGCUGCAGCCUGAGCGCCCCCUGCGCGCAGCUCAGCGCCAGCCUGGCCGCCUUCUACUGCCGCCUGCGGGGGGACACGGCGGCCGGGCCGGGGGCCGGGGCUGGGCCGGGGCCGGGGGCCGGGGCGGCCGCGGAGCCCGAGCCGCGGCGACGCCUGGAGAUCGUCUUCGUGUCCUCGGACCAGGACCAGCGGCAGUGGCAGGACUUCGUGCGGGACAUGCCGUGGCUGGCGCUGCCCUACAAGGAGAAGCACAGGAAGCUUAAACUUUGGAACAAAUACCGGAUUUCCAACAUUCCAUCGCUAAUAUUCCUAGAUGCUAGCACUGGCAAGGUUGUGUGCAGGAACGGGCUCCUGGUGAUCCGCGAUGACCCAGAAGGUCUGGAAUUCCCCUGGGGACCUAAGCCCUUCAGGGAAGUCAUCGCAGGACCCUUGCUUAGAAAUAAUGGGCAGUCGCAGGACAGCAGCAGCCUGGAGGGGUCUCACGUGGGAGUCUAUUUCUCCGCACACUGGUGUCCACCCUGCCGAAGUCUUACCCGGGUGCUGGUUGAAUCUUACCGGAAGAUCAAGGAGGCAGGCCAGAAAUUUGAGAUCAUCUUUGUUAGCGCAGACAGGUCAGAGGAGUCCUUCAAACAGUACUUCAGUGAGAUGCCCUGGCUUGCCGUCCCCUACACCGAUGAAGCCCGGCGGUCACGCCUCAACCGGCUGUAUGGAAUCCAAGGCAUCCCCACGCUCAUCGUGCUGGACCCGCAGGGGGAGGUGAUCACGCGGCAGGGACGGGUGGAGGUGCUCAACGACGAGGACUGCAGAGAGUUCCCGUGGCACCCCAAGCCUGUGCUGGAGCUCUCUGACUCCAACGCCGUGCAGCUCAACGAGGGGCCCUGCCUCGUGCUUUUUGUAGAUUCUGAGGAUGAUGGAGAGUCAGAGGCAGCCAAACAGCUGAUUCAGCCAAUAGCUGAGAAAAUCAUUGCCAAGUACAAAGCCAAAGAGGAGGAGGCACCGCUUCUGUUCUUUGUGGCUGGGGAGGAUGACAUGACCGACUCCCUUCGAGAUUACACCAACCUGCCUGAGGCUGCACCUCUGCUCACCAUCCUGGACAUGUCUGCCCGGGCCAAGUAUGUGAUGGACGUGGAAGAAAUCACCCCUGCCGUUGUGGAGGCCUUUGUGAAUGACUUCCUAGGAGAAAAGCUCAAACCAGAGCCCAUCUAGUGGAGCUCCAGCCUCCCGAGCCAUUAUUUAAAACUGUCUCCUCUGCCACGCCACCUCCUCCUCGUCCUCCUUCUCCUCUUCCUCCUCCGCCUCCUCCUUCCCCCUUUUUCUCAUCUGCCCUUGGACUUUACCACCGUGUACUGAAUCACACAGCCCAAGAGUCCAAACUCUCUGUGGUGCCUUGUUUCUGCAUUAACUCCUGAGCCAGCACCCAAAGUUGCCCAGCCUCACAGCAGCAGCAUUACCUACGGUGUUGGGAGACUGCUUGGGACAUGUGGGAUGACGGAACCUGGCUCAGAGAGGCCUGCAGUGCUCUCUCCUGGUCACCAGCUCUGGGUGAAGGCCCUGUCACAGUGGCUGAUAGAGUAGGGCCUGGCUCUGGGGUCAGUACACUUACACAGCGCCCAAGACAGCUGGAAGACAACUGCUUGGUGGCACACCAACACGCAGGAGGAGCAGGGAAAGGGCCGUUAGCUCAGCAGGCCCUGGCUGAGAGCUGUUGGCGAAAGCAUCUUUUUCCAGGGGACUUAAUCUUUUCUGGGCCUAAGGAAAACAGCAGCUUGUCAUUGGGUUCUUGGGCAGCAAACCUCCAAGUCGAAAAGGAAGCUUAUGGGUUUUGGGGUGAGGAAAACAAGUAGCUAAGGUAAUGAUUCAUAUAGUAAUUGCUUAUUUGUAUGAGUUCCUACCAUGUGGCUAGAGAUUCUCGUUCCUCCGUUUUACCUCUUCUUUGCUCUUAACUUUCCCCUGGUUUCUGCUUGCUGCUGCAAAUAGCUCCUGCUGUCUUGGAAUUUCAUUAAUGAAUUCUUUUCCUUGGACAUCUUCCCAAGACACUGGGCCCUGAGUUCUUAGAGGAGCUCUGCCAAACUGGCACCGACCUGCCUUUGCCCAGCUCUGUGCCUGAGGCUGCUGGACCUCUGCCAAGGCACCUGCACCCCCUGCCAUUACCCUUGUCCUUCUCUUUUCUUUUCAAAGCAACACUAAGAAGCAACAAGAAUUUACCUGAAGCUAAGCUUUUCACUAAAGAGAAGCUUUGGAGGGGGGCUGUGCCCGAGGACAGGAGUGAGGACAGAGGGCAGGGCAACUCUAAAGUUGGCCUUGGGCCCCCUGAGCUGGGCCCAGGUAGGCUGGCCUCUUACUUGAGCUGAGCUGACCACGAAAAGGGAAACACCUAUGUCCUUAGGAUCUGGGGUGGAGGGCCUAGGCCUAGGGACUCACAAGGGCUUCACCUGUCUCAGGUGUCAGGGUCUUCAAACAAGCCUGGGCCUUCCCCUCAGCUUCACUCGGCACUCUGCCAACCAAAACCAUUCAUUUGGAAAACCCAGUUUCCCCCAUAAGCUAUUGACACUGUUGUUCCUUACUGAAAUGGACUGUUGGUUUGUAGUUCAGAGGUACAAAAUUAGUUGGUAAUUAGACUAUUUGAUGUUGCCAGACUGAAAUGCAAUCACCUAGUAAGAAAUAAAGCAGGCAUCUCUGGA
Messenger RNA from Octodon degus (degu), 2912 nucleotides. RefSeq names its product nucleoredoxin (gene Nxn). Lineage: Eukaryota; Metazoa; Chordata; Mammalia; Rodentia; Octodontidae. Gene Ontology annotation, molecular function: thioredoxin-disulfide reductase (NADPH) activity. The transcript has 8 exons. The record is from RefSeq and is a predicted model, not a curated record. Bases 118 to 1437 code for a protein of 439 amino acids.